AUUGACAUCAACCUUAAUGGUCAUCCACAACUGGAAAAAUGGCCAGGCAGAAAUGUUAUUGCCAGUGUAGGGAUUAAUAUUUCCUAAUACAGAAACAUUUUAGGCCCUGCCCAUAGUUUUGCUUGUGCCUCGAUGGGUGGUGCUUGAGAUUAAAGAAAGCUGCAAGUCAAUAAAUGAGGUCAACAGCAAUGAAACUUGAUGACUGGGCUCAGAAAAAGGGGUGAACAGAAGAAAGUCAUGUGGGCAUAUCUAGAUACCAAAUUGCUCUUGCAUGUGUUUUGUUUGUUGUUGUAUUUGUCCUUUCCUUCUGUUGCAUCCUCCCCUCGUUAUCCAUCCUCCUGUCGGUCACAAGGACAAUUCAGUCUAAGUGGGAUGCACAAAGCUGGUGAUGUAGUUCUAGGUGGGCUGUUUGGGAUGCACUUCAUUUCUGUCUUUCCUGACUUGUCUUUUACAUCAGAGCCACAACAGCCUACAUGCCACAGUUUUGAUAUUCUAGGAUUCCGGCAGGCCCAGACCAUGGUCUUUGCUAUUGAUGAGAUCAACAAAAGCACCAACCUGCUGCCUAAUGUGACUCUGGGAUACGGUCUUUAUGAUAUCUGUGUCAAACUAGGGAUUGGAUUCCGUGCAGCGCUAUCCCUAGUCAGUGGUCAAGAGGAGCAAUUUAUAUUAGACAAGACCUGUGCAGGAACCCCUCCGGUCAUAGGGAUUGUGGGUGACUCUUCUUCGACACGUUCUAUUGCAAUCUCCUCUGUAUUAGGUUUGUACAGAGUACCUAUGGUGAGUUAUUUUGCCACAUGUUCCUGUCUGAGUAACCGGGAAAAGUUUCCAUCCUUUUUUAGGACGAUCCCAAGUGAUGCUUUCCAGGUGCGUGCUAUGAUCCAGAUUCUUAACCACUUUGGCUGGACUUGGGCAGGUUUGCUUGUCAGUGAUGAUGACUAUGGACUCCAUGCUGCUCAAUCUUUCCAAUCUCACCUGGCACACUCUGGUGAAGGCUGUCUUGCAUACUUAGAGGUUUUGCCCUGGGGCGAUCACCCAGCUGAAAUAAGGAGAAUUGUGAAUGUGAUGAGGAAAUCCACAGCUCGUGUGGUCAUAGUGUUUGCACAUGAGAGUCACAUGGUUAACCUCAUGGAAGAGGUGGUGAGGCAGAAUGUGACAGGACUGCAGUGGAUUGCCAGUGAAGCCUGGAUAGCAGCUACUGUGUUUCAGAACCCCAAUCUCAUGCCCUAUCUGCCUGGCAUACUAGGCAUUGCCAUUCGUCGAGGAGAAAUACCAGGGCUUGGGGAAUUCCUCCAACAAAUACGUCCUGAUCAACAACACAACAACAGCUACGGAAAUAACAUUGUGAAACUGUUUUGGGAACAUACAUUUCAGUGUAGAUUCACUCUGCCUCCAGCAGGUUUGGUGGAGGAUGGGGGAACAUUGUGCACUGGACAGGAAAAUCUAGAGGAUGUGGAGACUGAGUUUUUGGAUGUUUCCAAUCUCAGGCCAGAGUAUAAUGUGUACAAGGCUGUGUAUGCUCUGGCUUAUGCCCUUGAUGACAUGCUGCAGUGUGAGCCAGGGAGGGGCCCUUUCAGUGGGCACAGCUGUGGAAAUUUGCAGAAACUGGAGCCAUGGCAGUUACUGCAUUAUUUGCAAAAAGUGAACUUCACCACAUCAUUUGGUGAUCAAGUAUCAUUUGACGAGAAUGGUGAUGCCUCACCAAUAUAUGAUAUCAUGAACUGGCUGCAGCUCCCUGAUGGAAGAGCAAAACUCCAGAAUGUGGGAAAGGUCAAAAGGUCAGCCUACAAAGGUGAAGAACUCAUAAUUAAUGGAGACAAAAUCUUCUGGAAGUUUGAAACAAAAAAGCCACCACGCUCAGUGUGUAGUGAGAGCUGUCCUCCAGGUACCCGCAUGGUCAGAAAGAAAGGGAAACCUGUGUGCUGUUUUGACUGCAUCCCUUGUUCUGAAGGAAAGAUCAGCAAUAAAACUGAUGCCAUGGAGUGCACCAGUUGUCCAGAGGACUUCUGGUCCAACGCCCAGCGUGACCAUUGUGUUCCUAAGAAAACUGAGUUUCUCUCCUACCAUGAGCCACUGGGUAUCGGUUUGACAGUGGCCUCUAUAUUUGGCACUUGUGCCUGUGCUGUUGUCCUGGGCAUCUUUAUCUAUCAUCGAAAAACACCUGUUGUACGUGCCAACAAUUCAGAACUGAGUUUCCAGCUAUUACUGUCACUGAAGUUAUGUUACCUAUGUUCACUGUUGUUUAUUGGCCGUCCCAGGCUGUGGACAUGUCAACUGAGACAUGCAGCAUUUGGGAUCAGCUUUGUGCUUUGCGUGUCAUGCAUCCUGGUUAAAACCAUGGUGGUCCUGGCUGUGUUUAAGGCCUCUAAGCCAGGAGGUGGGACCAAAAUUAAAUGGUUUGGAGUGUUGCAACAGAGAGUCACAGUUGUUGUUCUCACUGCUGUUCAGGCAGUAAUCUGCACUGUCUGGAUUGUAUCUGCCUCCCCAACUCCUCAUAAAAACACUAAAUACCACUAUGAUAAGAUUGUUUAUGAAUGUGCAGUGGGUUCCGUUGUUGGUUUUGGUGUGUUACUGGGCUAUAUUGGCUUACUGGCUAUCCUCAGUGUUCUGAUUGCGUUUAAAGCAAGGAAUCUUCCAGAUACUUUCAAUGAGGCCAAACUUAUCACCUUCAGCAUGCUGAUCUUCUGUGCUGUGUGGGUGGCCUUUGUCCCUGCUUAUAUCAGCUCACCAGGCAAAUAUGCAGAUGCCGUGGAGGUUUUUGCCAUCCUGGCCUCUAGUUUUGGCCUCUUGGUAGCACUGUUUGGUCCUAAAUGUUACAUAAUCCUGCUGAGACCAGAGAGGAACACGAAACGAGCAGUCAUGGGCCGGAACAUUGUGUCAUAA
Acanthopagrus latus (yellowfin seabream) is the source of this 2880-nucleotide messenger RNA. RefSeq names its product extracellular calcium-sensing receptor-like. The transcript has 9 exons. Lineage: Eukaryota; Metazoa; Chordata; Actinopteri; Spariformes; Sparidae. Gene Ontology annotation, biological process: G protein-coupled receptor signaling pathway. Bases 199 to 2880 code for a protein of 893 amino acids. Gene Ontology annotation, cellular component: membrane. The record is from RefSeq and is a predicted model, not a curated record. Gene Ontology annotation, molecular function: G protein-coupled receptor activity.